This is a messenger RNA of Cyphomyrmex costatus, 2864 nucleotides long. RefSeq names its product eukaryotic translation initiation factor 2-alpha kinase. Gene Ontology annotation, molecular function: protein binding; eukaryotic translation initiation factor 2alpha kinase activity; ATP binding. Gene Ontology annotation, cellular component: nucleus; cytoplasm. Gene Ontology annotation, biological process: eiF2alpha phosphorylation in response to endoplasmic reticulum stress. The coding region runs from base 36 to 2864 and encodes 942 amino acids. The record is from RefSeq and is a predicted model, not a curated record. The transcript has 14 exons. NCBI's taxonomy places the organism in Eukaryota, Metazoa, Arthropoda, Insecta, Hymenoptera, Formicidae.
GCUACGUACUAACGACAAUCAGUCUCACAGAUAAGAUGUCUCGUUUCUGGCAACAAAUAUGUUUCUAUUGUUUGGUGACAAUCGUGAUCGCAUAUUCCAUCGUCUCCGCUGAAGAUGCGUUGCUGUUAAAAUCGUGUGAUCAACGCUUCAAAGAUACACGCAGUUUGAUAUUUGUCAGUACAUUGGAUGGAAAGAUAUCAGCCCUCAAUGCUAGCAACUAUGGCAAAGAACAGUGGACUGUUGAUUUUAACAAUGGGCCAAUGUUGUCAUCCAGUAUUCAUGAUACAGAACUUAAUAAUAAUGGACAAUGGGUACGUUUAAUCCCAUCUUUGAGUGGAAAAUUAUAUAAAUUUGAUGGAGAAAAUUUGGAAACGAUGCCGAUAACAGCAGAUCAGUUAUUACAUUUAUCGCUUCGUUUUUCUGACGAUUUAGUCUAUGCUGGUGGCAAAGAAUUACAUUCUUACGGUGUAUUCGCCAAAACAGGAGAAAUAAAAUAUAAAUGUGUUUCUGGUGUUUCUGAAUGCAAAAAUAACACUGAUAGCCAAGAAUAUAUAGAUCAAGAUAUACUUAUUAUUCAACGUUUUCAACAAACUGUGCGAGCUAUAGAAGAUCGUGCAGGUAGUGAAAGGUGGAACUUCAGCGUUGGACAAUAUGAAUUAAAACUAAAAUCUCCUGUUUUUUGUUCUAAUGAAGAUAUUGCUCUAAAUAUAGAAAUCAAAGCAGUUAUUCCAGAAGGUUUAAUUUGGGCUGUUGAUAAAAGUAAUCCUAAAGUUACAUUAUGGCAAUAUAAGUUUGAUUCUCCAAUUGUUGCAAUAUGGCGUGGAGACGUUUCUUCAGGACCUUUAGAAAAAAUUGAUUUAUUUGAUACCUCUCAAUGGGUCUGGGGAUCGGAAUAUUCUACAAUUAGACCAGAUUAUAAAUAUGUUCAACAUGUAAAAUAUCCAUGGCAGCCAUAUCCAGCAGCUAUUACUGCUGUUGUAAGUACUUUACCAGAUAAAGAUAAUGAUGAAGAUUCCAUUAAAACAAAUGAAGCACAGAAUGCAAUUGCAUUGUCUGUAUUAUAUAAUUCAGAAUAUAUUAAUGGUAAUGGAUUUUACUUAUAUUCAACGGAUCAAGUAUCUAAUAAGCAAUGUAAUCGUAGCAAUUCUGAUAUUUUACUUAUCACUGGCUUGGAACAAUCUGUGCAAAAUUAUAUUGAAGAGGAGAAUAUUACACCUGCUAAAGUUGUGAUGUCAAUUUGGGAUUGGUGGAAAGAAAUUUUAGUCAUUUCGAUUACAACUGCCUUUCUAUUGAAUUUUAUGUUGACACAACGUUUCUUUAAUGUAACGACAGUUGCUACUAAAGAUGCCAUACCUGCGCCUUUAAUAGUUGAAAGACAUAUAGAAACCAAAAUAAGUGAUACAACUAAUGAUGAUGGUGAAAAUUUUUAUUCACGUUUCUUAAUGGACUAUGAGCUAGUUGAUUGCUUGGGAAAAGGAGGGUAUGGUGUGGUCUUUGAAGUCAAAAACAAAAUUGAUGAUUGCAAUUAUGCUAUUAAAAGAAUUGCAUUGUCGAACAACGAAGAUUCAAGAGAUCGUGUCACAAGAGAAGUAAGAGCAUUAGCUAAAUUGGAGCAUCACAAUAUUGUAAGGUACUAUUAUGCUUGGUUAGAGUGUCCUCCUAGUGGAUGGCAAGAAGAGCACGAUCAACAAUGGAUUGAUAAGCUAAAAUGUUCAACUGAUUUUCUUUCAUCAGAAUUAACUCAAACCGAGACAAAACCUAAUCAUUCUGUAUACAUCGAUGUUUCACAAACUGAUCAAUCUUCUGUAGAAAGUGCCUGUGAAGCUUUUGAAUUAAAUAAAGGGGAUGCGAACGAUGAUUCGUACAUUAUAUUUGAAAGAUCAAACAAGAAACAGUAUGAUAAUAACUCGAUUUGCAUUAAUACUUAUAGUACCGAGAAUUCGGACAUAUCCUUUUCGAAUAGUAUAACUGAAAAAGAAUUGCCCAAUAAUAAUGAAACUGAUUAUUCUUUAGAAGAUAUUGUGUUUGAAGAAACUGAUAAUAAUAUUGCAAAAAAGAAAAAAGAAUGCAAACCCCAAAAACCGUUUUCCUUGGAUUUAAAGAAUAAGUCAAACACCAAGAAGUCUGCAAAAAUGUUCCUAUAUAUACAGAUGCAAUUGUGCCAAAGACUCAGUUUGAGAGAAUGGCUGAAGCAGGACACGUCAGAAAGAAAUUUUUCUCGGAUAUUAAAUAUUUUCCAACAAAUAGUAGAUGCUGUGGAGUAUGUACAUUUACAAGGAUUAAUUCAUCGAGAUUUAAAGCCAUCAAAUAUAUUUUUUGCUUACGACGAUAAAAUAAAGAUUGGUGAUUUUGGACUCGUGACUGCGAUGAUUGACGGAUGCGAUAGAACUCACACGCCUGCAGCUGAAAAUGAAAAUGUUUCUUUGAAGAACAAUGUGCAUACUGCAUGUGUUGGCACGCACUUAUAUAUGUCACUUGAACAAAUGAACGGCCAAAUUUACAACUACAAAGUAGAUAUUUAUUCUUUAGGAAUAAUUUUCUUUGAACUCCUUACACCAUUUUCUACUGACAUGGAGAGAAUAGUAACGUUAUCAAAUCUUAAAAAAUCCAUUUUUCCAAAAGAUUUUGCGAAGAAUUAUCCUGCCGAGUAUGAUUUGCUCAAAAUGAUGUUAGAUGAGGACCCUACGAAGCGACCUACGACAUUGGGUAUUAAAGCAAGACCUCCUUUGCUGAAUUAUGAAAUAGUUGAUUUUAAUACAGAUAAAGAUUCAAAAUGGCAUUUUGAAUUGCCGCAACUGACUAGACAUUCCUCUUUAACUAACAGUAGCAAUAGCAACGGCGAUUUGCCUGAGAAUAUAAAUUAA